Puccinia graminis f. sp. tritici CRL 75-36-700-3 is the source of this 750-nucleotide messenger RNA. RefSeq lists its product as uncharacterized. The coding region runs from base 1 to 750 and encodes 249 amino acids. NCBI's taxonomy places the organism in Eukaryota, Fungi, Basidiomycota, Pucciniomycetes, Pucciniales, Pucciniaceae. The transcript is spliced from 2 exons. The record is from RefSeq and is a predicted model, not a curated record.
AUGCAUGUGGUAGCAUCCUUGGUUUGGAACCGUAUUUCAAGCUCAACCCAACUCCAAACCAUCUCAAACAACUCUGACCCAUCUCAAACAACUCCGAACCAUCUCAAACAACUCCGAACCAUCUCAAACAACUCCGAACCAUCUCAAACAACUCCGAACCAUCUCAAACAACUCCAAACCAUCUCAAACAACUCCGAACCAUCUCAAACAACUCCGAACCAUCUCAACCCAACUCCGAACCAUCUCAACCCAACUCCAAAUCAUCUCCACACUCCUCCAAACCAUUUCAACCCAACUCCUAAGCAUCUCAACUCAACUCAGAAGCAUCUCUACACAACUCUGAGCCAUCUCAACCCAACUCCGAAGCAUCUCUACCCAACUCCGAUCCAUCUCUACCCAACUCCGAUCCAUCUCUACACAAAUCCAAACCAUCUCUACACAACUCCGAACCAUCUCAACCCAACUCCAAAGCAUCUCAACACAACUCCAAAGCAUCUCUACACAACUCCGAACUAUCUCAACCCAACUCUGACUCUGACCCAUCUCAAACAACUCCGAACCAUCUCAAACAACUCCGAACUAUCUCACAUCUCACACAACCCUAACAACAACAACAAUGCCCCCAACUCGCUCAUCAGGCCGAAACACUCGAUCUUCUUCUUCACUAAAAUCAUCAACUACCAAACAAAAUUCAAACUCCAAGAAGAGAAAAGCACCCAGACCUUCUCCAACCAAGAAAAACUCGUCUAG